CUAUUCUUUAGUAAUAUUCAAACACUCACAACGAGCACAUCGGAGUCUCCGUAAAAUUGUUCGUUUUAUUUUGUGAAACUUUUUUCAUUCUGAUUUGUACGAAAUUUUUGAAGAAACUGCUUUUUUCCUUUAUUUUUUUUAACAAAGUUUUGGCGUGGUAGAUCUACAUUAUGAACAGACUGAUGCAGCACGUGGUCGAGGGCAAGUCCAGGUGCCACGACUAUCGCAAUGUCGUUAAGCUGAAUGUUUGGGGCAGCGAACUGGAUGACAUCAAAAUCUGCCUGGAGAUGCCUCACUUGGAGGUACUGGCUCUAAGCGCGAACAAUAUUGAUACUCUGAGCAGCCUGCAGAACUGCCUCAGGCUGAAGGAGCUGUACAUUCGCAAAAAUAAGAUAGCCAGCUUCGAGGAGCUCAACUUCCUGGCCAACGCCCGAUGCCUGACCUCGCUUUGCUUGGAGGACAAUCCUUGCACCGUGGAAGCAGGAAGCGACUAUAGGGCCUGUGUGCUGCGCAAGCUGCCUCAGCUGAAAAUUCUGGACGACGUGGAAGUCAGCGAGCAGGAGGUGCAGGCCGCCCUCCGCCACGAAGCCUAUCCGGCCCAGAAGAGUGUCAGCAGUGUUCCGGUGGCGGAGUCGGUGCCCUCGACUAGUGACACCAAGAUAGGGGAUCAUCGUCGCGAGCGGCGGGAGGAGGUGCCGCAGAAGGAGUCCCAGGUGGAGCCGCAGGAAAAGCUGCAGCCGGUGAAGGAGCAAGUCCGUCAGGAUGCCAUCGAUGCCAGCGAUGUCAGCGAUGCCAUGCCAUCAGUGCCAUCCAGAAUCGAAGGUCCCCUCCAGGAUUUAAAUAUUGUGGCCAGCUCCUUUUAUCCGAGCGUGGCAGGCAUUGCAGCGCAGCAGAGGCGUCUUCAGCUGAAUAGCAAUCUGCUGACCGCCUCGUUGUCUCUUAUCCGUGAGAUGGACGCACCGACGCUGAAGGCACUCAACCAUGCCAUUCAACAGCAAAUGCUCACCAAGUCGUAGAUUCCAGAUCCGAGAUCAAAAUUAAGGGAAUUUCCCAUUUUUGUGUUCAGUUAAAUAAGUUUCAAACUAGUUUAGAUUUGUGUUAGGUAAAUAGGAAACAUCCUUAACGGAUAUAAAAAAACUAAAUUUUAUUUGGAUUAUAAAACCUUAUAUCAACCAUAAACUA
Messenger RNA from Drosophila gunungcola (fruit fly), 1182 nucleotides. Its product is annotated as cilia- and flagella-associated protein 410-like. The record is from RefSeq and is a predicted model, not a curated record. NCBI's taxonomy places the organism in Eukaryota, Metazoa, Arthropoda, Insecta, Diptera, Drosophilidae. Gene Ontology annotation, biological process: cytoskeleton organization. Gene Ontology annotation, molecular function: protein binding. The coding region runs from base 171 to 1016 and encodes 281 amino acids. The transcript has 2 exons.